AUGUGGGAGAGAAUGCAGGAAAUGGGUACAAUGGACGAAACUUGCAAAGAUAAAGGACGUCGCUACAUCUUGGAUGACUUUCUCGGAGACCACACUGCCACGGCGUAUGAGGCAGUUCACAAUGCCCUCAACCCAGCAUCAAAAGUUCCAGGCGACUACUCCGAAUCAGCAGAUGGUCUCACUAUCGUUUGUGGCGACAGCCAUUUGAAUUUUAUCUCUCAAGGUGUGUACCGAGACCAAGAUAGAGGGCAUGCAGAUGUGCGAUACGACCCUGCACCGGGACCAAAGCAAAGACCCUGCGACGUUGUUCAGGCUACUGCGUACAAAGCCAACGGCAAGGAUGUUAUUAUGCUCUGUGACAAGGAUAACAUUGGUGUCAACCAGCCGCCAACUUUCAGUCAAUUGAACAAGGGAAAUGUUCAUGAGCAGGGUGUGGAUAUUCUGUCCAGGACGAUCAGCUCUACAUUCACGCACGAGCUCAUUCAUACAGGCAGUUUCGAUCAAUUCCCAAGAUCUCUGAGCGAUGGGGUCAGCGAGCAGUACGAGUAUGUUGGGUGUAAAGGCCUGGCAAGCUCAGACUUGAAAUGGAAGAACUGUGAUACAUUUGCUAUCAUUGCACGAGGUGAGUUGAUCCUGGGCUGCGAUUCGCUGUCGAUUUGA
Molecule: messenger RNA, 660 nt
Organism: Penicillium concentricum
Lineage: Eukaryota; Fungi; Ascomycota; Eurotiomycetes; Eurotiales; Aspergillaceae
Exons: 3
Coding region: 1-660 (219 amino acids)
Source: RefSeq, a predicted model, not a curated record